Molecule: messenger RNA, 3850 nt
Organism: Cyprinodon tularosa
Lineage: Eukaryota; Metazoa; Chordata; Actinopteri; Cyprinodontiformes; Cyprinodontidae
Gene: lrig3
Product: leucine-rich repeats and immunoglobulin-like domains 3
Exons: 19
Coding region: 167-3481 (1104 amino acids)
Molecular function (GO): protein binding
Source: RefSeq, a predicted model, not a curated record
GUCCCAGAUUGGAUCCACGCAGGGAUGAAGGAUUGGAUAUAAGAACCGAAGCGGUGGAUUUAAUCCCAACAAACAUUUUACAGAUUAUUGUUUGAUUUUUCUUUGAUCGACCGCGCUGCGAACUAAGUUUAAAGCAUCGAGCUGAAACCUGCCGUGGAACAGAAGAAUGCUUCCCGUCACGCAGCGCCGCGGGUUGGGCGGUUUUUCCCUGGUUCUCCUGCUGGUUGCGGGACUGCAGCGUGGAGCGGGGGCCCACGCGGGGACCUGCCCCCCUCCCUGCGUGUGUUCUGGGGAGCGGGUGGACUGCGGCCGAGUGAGAAGGGGCCGAAUUCCAGACCCCCUCCCGGAGUGGACGGUGCAGCUAGACCUGAGCCAUAACAGAUUGCAAGUUCUGGACAGGAAUCUGUUUUCCAAACUGGUCUGUUUAAAUGAACUAAAGCUGAAUCACAACAAACUGGAGGCCGUUCCUGAUCUGGGUCCUCAUGCGUCCAACAUCACCACGCUCAUCCUAGCAAACAACCGGAUCAGCGGGAUCUCAGAGGAGCGGCUCCGGUCCUUCUCCUCCCUGCAAACACUCGACUUCAGCAACAACAAAAUAGUGGAAAUAAAGAUGGACUCCUUCCCCGCUCUGCCUCUCAGGAACUUGUUCCUCUGCAACAACCGUAUCUCGUCACUGGAGUUGGGCUGGGCCGCCAACCUGGCCGGGACUCUGCAGGUCCUAGAACUCAGCCAUAACCGGAUCUCCAGUAUCCCAGCUCGGCUCUUCCAGCUGCCCAACCUGCAGCAUCUGGAUUUGUGCAGAAACCAGAUCCGUCGGGUGGAGGGCCUGACCUUCCAGGACCUACCUACUCUGCGCUCCUUAAAGUUGCAGAGGAACCGCCUCUCUGGGCUGAUGGACGGAGCCUUCUUUGGCCUCAGCAACAUGGAAGUCCUGCAGCUCGGCUUUAACAACCUGACGGAGGUGAGCAAAGGGUGGCUGUAUGGGCUGGAGGCUUUGCAGCAGCUCCACCUGGAACACAACGCCAUCAGCAGGAUCCAGCCGGACACCUGGAGGUGCUGCCAGAAGCUCAGCAAGCUCGACCUGUCCUCCAACCACCUGUCCAGGCUGGAAGAGUCCAGCUUCGAUGGCCUCAGCCUGCUGGACCAGCUCCACGUCGGAAACAACCGUGUGAGCUUCAUCGCCGGCGGAGCUUUCCGCGGCCUCCCCAACCUGCAGAUGCUGGAUCUCCAGAAUAAUGAAAUCUCCUGGACCAUUGAAGACAUGAAUGGACCGUUUUCUGCACUCGAAAAGAUGAAAACACUAUUCCUGCAGGGGAACCAGAUUCGCUCGGUGACCAAAAAAUCCUUCUCAGGCCUGGAUGAGCUGCAGCAUCUAGAUCUGAGCAAUAAUGGCAUCAUGUCCAUCCAAGCAAACGCCUUCUCCCAGAUGAAGAACCUUCAGCAGCUGCACCUGAAUACCUCCAGCCUCCUUUGCGACUGCCAGCUGAAGUGGCUUCCCAUCUGGGUGGCAGAGCAAACCUUCCUGCCCUCCAUCAAUGCCAGCUGCGCCCACCCACAGAUGCUGAAGGGCAGGACUGUGUUCUCUGUGCGCCAGGAGGAGUUUGUGUGCGAUGACUUCCCAAAACCCAAGAUUACGGUGCAGCCGGAGACGCAGUCGGCUCUCAAAGGAACCAACGUGACGUUCGUCUGUUCUGCCGCAAGCUCCAGUGACUCCCCCAUGAACUUUUCCUGGAAGAAAGACAACGAGGUCCUGAACGACGCAGAGAUCCACAGCCAGGCGCACCUCCGGGCGCAGGGCGAUGCGGGAAGUGAGACGGAAGUGACGGAGUACACCACCACCCUGCAGCUGCGGAACGUGGACUUCUCUGACGAGGGGAGGUACCAGUGCGUCAUCUCCAACCACUUCGGCUCGUCGUAUUCCACCAAGGCCCGGCUCACCGUCAACAUACUUCCCUCUUUCUUGAAAACGCCAAUGGACCUGACGGUGCGGGCGGGGAUGAUGGCGCGGCUGGAAUGUGCCGCCACCGGUCACCCUUCACCUCAGAUCGCCUGGCAGAAAGACGGAGGCACCGACUUCCCCGCCGCCCGCGAGCGCCGCAUGCACGUCAUGCCGGAGGACGACGUUUUUUUCAUCGUGGGGGUCAAAACGGAGGACAUCGGCGUUUACAGCUGCACCGCUCAGAACACAGCAGGAGCCAUUUCUGCCAACGCGACUCUCACGGUUCUCGAAACCCCCCAUUUCUUGCGGCCACUCCUCGAUCGCACCGUGGUUAAAGGCGAGACGGCCGUCCUCCAGUGCAUCGCCGGUGGCAGCCCUCCUCCCAGGCUGAACUGGACCAAAGACGACAGCCCCCUGCUGGUAACCGAGCGCCACUUCUUCGCCGCUGCCAACCAGCUCCUCAUCGUGGUCGACGCUGCAGAGGCGGACGCGGGGAAGUACACUUGCGAGAUGUCCAACGUCCUGGGAACGGAGAGAGGCGACGUCCGCCUGGCGGUCCUUCCGAACCCUAACUGUGACUCGGCGGCGCAGGGCGGCGUUGGGCUGGUCAUGGGCGGGGGACUGGGAGCGGCUGACGAUGGGUGGGCCACAGUGGGAGUGGUCAUCAUAGCGGUGGUCUGCUGUGUAGUUGGAACCUCCUUGGUCUGGGUGGUCAUCAUCUACCACACCCGCCGGCGGAACGAGGACUGCAGCGUCACCAAUACGGACGAGACCAACCUGCCUGCGGACAUUCCCAGCUACCUGUCCUCCCAGGGGACUCUGGCUGACCGACAGGACGCCUACAUCCCGUCCGAAAGUGGCAGCAGCCAUCAGUACCUGGCGUCGUCCUACAGCGGCUUCUACCUUCAAGCCAAAGACAUGAACGGUCUUUGCCAGCUGGACACAGGAAGUGAAGCCGACAUGCAGGCGGCCAUCGAUCCGUUGCUUUGCCAUUACCAAGGUCCGAUCGGCUCGCUGCUCUGUCAGGACGGCAUCUACCCCAGCGAGCCGUCUGACGGCUUCCCAGGUUUUCCCGCCUACCAGAAGCCGGUCUCCAUGGAGUCCUACAGCGGCAGCCUGACUAAACCCAAAAAGAGGGAGUACUCGCCGUUCGAGCAUUUGGACCUCUGCUCCUCCUCCCUCGGGCUGCAGCAUCCGGACAGCGGCUCGAGUCCAGGCUCCCCGUCUGAACAGGGACACCCGCAGCCGUCGCUUGAUGAGGCGGAACCCGUUGAUUGUGGAAAACCUCCGAACUGCGUUUCUACCAGCAACACUUUCAUGGGAACAUUUGGGAAAGCUCCUUGGACUCCGAACAAGGAUGUUUACGUCCCGCCAUCCGUCACGCAUCAUGGAUUAACUCUUCAUGAGAAUCUGUACUCUGCUCUGGACGUCGACUCGGACCUGGAACACAAGGACUCGUCAGAACAAGGCAGCAGCGUCUAUGAGCAGCCUUUUGACAGCUGCAGGACCGAUCAUUUCCCACAAACGAGGACGAGCUCCUAGCCGGUCGGCCGUCCUGUUUUUCACGAGGAGAACCAAAGAGAACGUAAAAAAAACCGGAACCUUUCUACCUCACUGAAUGGAAACCUUGGCAAUAAAGGAUGUCUGAAACGUGCAACAAUGAAUGUAAAGGACAGCUUCGUGCAAAAUAGCUGCGGUUAUUUUGCUGAUGAUGACAUAAAUGAAUAUUUACAUGUUUAUAUAAAGUUUAUUAUAUUUUGUAAAUUGUUUAUAAACAGAUUUGAUUAUUUUUGCUUACUUGUUUUUGUACAGAUACUUUGCAGCCAAGCAUCUUCCAUUUAUGUGCGCUUUGAUUAAAGCAGUGUUUUGCACAUAUGUUAACAAUAAAAAAAAAUGUGCUGGUAAUAAUCC